GUGUCGCUGUGGUUACAGUUCGCGCAGUGUCGCCUCCCUCCCUCUCCCUGCCCUCCUCACGUGUCCAGAACUAGGCAGUGGUCUGCUUGUGCUGCGAAUUACCCUCCUGUGUGCCUUCUCCAUUUGUCCGGAUUAUUUGUUUGUUUUUCUUAGGAUUGAGAUUUGGACUAUUAAAAACCUAAAUAAAAACAUUCUUUUUCAAUCUUUAUCGAUUGCUUUGUGGCUUAAUAAUAACGUAAUCACGUGAUUGGAUUUGAGUACAAGUCUUCAAAAUGAUAUUCUUAUACAUUUUGGCUGUAGCUGGGAUUUUAUCACAUACCAAGACUGCAGCCGAUGACCAGCCACCAACCAGAGAGUGUGGCGGUCAGCAUGUCUGUACAACAUUGAUGAAGUAUAAAGACGGAACAGUUGUGGAUGAAGGAGAUAACUGUUACUGUAGAGAGGGAGUCUCAAGUUGUAGCAAGGAAUGGGUCAACACUCACGGAGACAACAGUCUAACCUGGCAACACUACGAGAGAGCACACUGGACGGUCCAGUAUCGAUUCUGCACAAACGUCUUCCAAGGGAAGAAGCAAUGCCAGGGAGACGAGAUGGCGGCCGUAGUGGAGACGGACAUCAAGAAAUGGGAACCCCUGGUGGACGAGCCACGCUGCGUGUGCGGGGCGGAUGUGUCUUUCAAGAUCAUGGGCUGGAAGCGUGUCGGCAACAAAUGGAAAUACUUCUACAAGUGUGAGAAGGAAGAGUGUCCUCGACCAUCGACCACACUGACGGAACAAAGUGCAUGUGCCCGAAUUUACAUUGACGUCAAUAAAUACAAUGACAAAGUACUAGAGGUCGAGUUUCUCUGCAACUGCCCAGAUGGUUACAUGUGUCCUACCAAGUUUGAUGAGAAGGCAGAUAGCAAGAAGGUAAUGCAGGACAAUACCGGAAAUUACGUAGUCAAAUACUGCGACUCCAUCAUGAAACAGAAGAUAUCAUCUCUCAACGAAAGUUAAAGAGACGCCCAUGAGUUGGUGGACGUCAAGAUUUGUGGACGUAAUGAGUUUGUGGACGUAAUGAGACUGGCUAGGGUAAUGGCGCUAGGGAGAGGUGCUAUAUUUAGAAAGCAACAUCUUGUAUCAGUUGAUGAUCUUUAACGAUAUCUUUAAUGUAUUCACCUUGAAGGGGUCUAAACAUUUACAUGCUUACCUUUAAGAUAUCAUUAAAUAAUCAAAUAGUAACAUAUACAAAAAUUAAUGAAAAGGUGAAAGAAAAAAAAAAAAAAAAACAAAGACAACGAAACAAAAACGAGCCUUUUUA
Messenger RNA from Biomphalaria glabrata, 1299 nucleotides. RefSeq lists its product as uncharacterized. The transcript is spliced from 7 exons. Bases 273 to 995 code for a protein of 240 amino acids. NCBI's taxonomy places the organism in Eukaryota, Metazoa, Mollusca, Gastropoda, Planorbidae. The record is from RefSeq and is a predicted model, not a curated record.